AUGGCGCCAAAAGUUGUAAAAAAAAAAAAAAACAAAUUAAAGGUUUAUGACCUCGAUGAGUCAAAAAAUAUUUUUUUAUAUGUCUAUGAACAUCAAUUAAAAAAUGAAAAAAUAAAUUGGAAAAAAGCAGAAGAAUUAAAAAUAACAAGACAUAGUGGAAGUUCUAUGAGGGGGCAUUAUGUAAAUUCAAUAAAAAAUGAAAUAUCCUUAUAUUUAGAAAUGUAUGCUGAAGAGGUAGCUAAAGUUUUUAACAAGGUUAAAAAAUGGAAAAAAGAUGAAAAAAAAAAAAUAUUACUAUUUCAGAAUAAUUUUGUUAAGCAAAAAUCUAACAUUUCUUUAGACAGAUUAACAAAACGUAAAAGUACAAAUUAUAAUAAAUUUAAUUCAUUAAUAAUUAGUAAGGCCUUUUCAAUGGUAAGUAUAAAAAAAAACAUGAUAUCCAAUAAAAAAUACAAUUUCUUGACCAGAAAUAAUAAAGCUGAAACAAAAAAAAAAAAGACAGCUAUUAGUGUUAAUACAACUAAUAAAAGUAAUGAUAUAAAUAAAAUAUCCAUAAAAAAGAACAAAAUAAAACAAAUGAAAAUAGUAAACCCCCAAAAAAAAAAAAAUAUAAAAAAAAAAAAAAAAAAAAAUGUAAUAAUUAAAAAUGCUCUAGAGAAGCCAAAUAAAAAUUUAAAUACUAAAUUUCGCGAUGAAAUAAAUGGAAAAAGAAAUUCAAAUUGCAUAAAAGAAGACAAUGGAGACUCUAAUAAUUGGGAUCAUAAAAAUAAAAAACAAAAAUUAAAAGAUCAAAAGGUAAUUAAUGAAAAAAUAGAAAAAAUGUAUUCAUUGGAAAGUAUAAACAACGAAAUAGAUCAGUUAAAUAUUAUAAAUAAAAGUAUUAAAAAUAAUUGUGAUUUGGAGGAAACAAUAAAACUUGAAAAAAAUUCACCUAGAAAAAGUAAUGAAAAUAAUAGCCCUUAUCAUGGAAAAAUAAAAAAUAAAAAGUUUCCACAUAAGUAUAAUAGCAAAGAGUAUAAUAAAGUAAAUAUGUCAUUUAAGCGUAUAUCAUCAAAUAAUAAUACAAAUAAAAGAAAGGGAAAUUCAAUAUCUUCCGUAUUUUCAUAUCUUUAUAAAAAAGUAUUUUAUUAA
Plasmodium berghei ANKA is the source of this 1131-nucleotide messenger RNA. Its product is annotated as conserved Plasmodium protein, unknown function. The record is from RefSeq and is a predicted model, not a curated record. The coding region runs from base 1 to 1131 and encodes 376 amino acids. Lineage: Eukaryota; Apicomplexa; Aconoidasida; Haemosporida; Plasmodiidae. The transcript has a single exon.